AUGGCACACAUUCCCCCUCUGGAGGACGGAGGCACGCAUUGUCACGUUUCUACCUGUGAAUGGCUCCACUUAUCCAAUCUCACUGCAUUACAAAAUGUCCCACAACUACGUCCAAAUCCCGAAUUAUCUGGUAUAGGUGUGGUGCUUGGUUUCUCCAUAUCAGCAUACCUCACAAUAGCCCUGCUCAUGCUCCACUACCUCACAGUGCAUGACUUUGAACGCAUUAAUUCCAGGGGAGACAAAUAUGUGAAUUCGAUUGAUCGCGGGAUCCUCACUUUUGUCCGUGGACGCAUCAUUUUAUGGAAGCCAAGCAAGCGGUUCGAAUAUGCCAUGGAGAAGUCAGUUUUGAUCCUUAGCGACUUGAAUCUUGUCACUGGCAUCGGCCUUCUCAUCGCAGCUUAUUCACAAGUCCGCUGUGGUCUCUCUGCUUAUCACUGGCAAAUUAUGGUCUUUGAAGCUUGGUUCGCAAGUUUCUCUUUCGUCUCAGCCAUGACUUUUCUCGAUGGCUACCUGCAGUCAAACAGAAACAUGCGAAUUAUCCGCGUUGUUUCAAUCUGCAUCCUUGGCACACUUUUGAUUGCUGCACUGCUUCCCACAGGCUCCAAAAUGUGGCUCAAUCAAUAUCCUAACGAUGGCCAAGGAUUUUACCCCAGUCUCAGUACUGCGUGUUUCUACAAGGAACUAACCAUGAAGGAAUUCCGCAGCCGGUCGCCAAAACUGUGGUCCAUGGCAUUCUCGGUCGUGGUCGUUGCAGUCUCUUAUGUGCGUUGCAUCUUUCGGUUAUUCGAACCAAUUGCAGGAUUGUCGCGCAAGUACAUUCGUCAAUGGCCUGGGUCCAAGGUCAAGCAUACGCUGCACUUUCUCGAACGGAGAUCCACUAGUCGGAGGCUACCUGCAUAUUUAUGGCAAGUACCGUACCUGGCCUUUUAUUCUGCGUUCAUUGCUGCGCGCGCUUUCUACGAUAUUGCUGAAUCCAUGCUGCUAGAGAUCAUGUGGCUGGUAUUCGCAAUGGCGUGGGGCACUAUUAAGAUAUGGACAACAAGAGACUCGGCAAAUUACAACUUCGAUGGAUGGAAUUAUACGGAGAACCAUGAAAUCUUGGAAGAGAACGUUUGGUCAUUUGGCCAAACUCUGCCACUCGUUCUUCUCCUCCUGCCAUUGUUGUCCAUGGCUCAAGCCUAUCUUGACAACGACGCAAAGGCACUCGAGACGGCCCAUCAAUCGCAAAGAAUUGAAGAUGGGUGCAGUUCGAGUUCUUUGGAGAAUACCGUCACCCACCAUGAGAUGCAGGCUAGAAAUAACUCAGGAUUGGGGAAUGCAUCAGCGCCCAGCACAAUAGCAUACAGCGCCGGCAUCCAUGCAUCUCUCCAAACUCCGCCUGUAAUGCGAACAACGCGAGAGAAGUCACCUCAUCGCCAGAUAACCCCUCGUUCACCAACAUCCACGGUCUCAACACGCUUAUUACCCCAAGAACGUCUUGUCAACCUUCCCAUCUACCCAUAUCCUAGCUUCACAUCCAAGCCUUGGUUCAAAGACCAAGUUAUCCUCAUACUCUGUCAGAUCCUUAUGGUGGCCGGCCUCGCACUGUAUGUCCUCUCAGCAUACAGAAAUAUUUUUGGCAUCGCUUCCAUACUGCGGAAUAGGAUCUUUCUCAUCUGGAUUUUGGGCAUUGCACCGCUGGCUUCGCUGCUGCACUUGGCGUUUUGGUAUAUGGCGGCGCUUGUGAUUGGGCGGUGGCGGCGAGCACAGGAUUGGUUGAUUGGGCAAGGGGAUUGUGUGGUUAGAGAGGGAUUGUUGGCUCAGGACAGGAUACCAGAGAGGAUCGAAGUACAGCCAUUCUUAACCGUCCUCAGCAUGGCGCUCGCUACAAAGACGCAGUCGCAGCAGAUAUUCACCAAAUUGAAGGCAAAGCCCGCGAACAAGAUAUGUUUCGACUGCGGCGCGAAGAACCCGACAUGGAGUUCUGUUCCCUUUGGCAUUUAUCUCUGUCUCGAUUGCUCGUCGAACCACCGUAACAUGGGCGUGCAUAUUUCGUUUGUGCGAUCCACCAACCUCGACAUCUGGCAAUGGGAUCAAUUACGAAUCAUGAAAGUGGGCGGAAACGAAAGUGCAACCAAGUACUUCCAGUCACACGGAGGCUCUGCAGCCCUCGCUAGCAAGGACCACAAGGCCAAAUACACCAGCAAUGCCGCCACCAAGUAUAAGGAGGAACUGGCACGGCGGUGCGCUGCAGAUGCUCGACUCUAUCCUGACGAAGUCGUCAUAACAGAUGCCCCAGAUGCGGCAGGCAGCGAGGGUAACAACACCCCAGCUGGCGAAGACGACGAUUUCUUCUCGUCAUGGGACAAGCCUACGAUCAAGCGACCCUCGAAUCCUCCCUCUCGCACCGGUACACCCCGUGUCGGAUCGCCAUUCCUCAAGCCAGGUGCGAACGGCAACGGAACAGAUCGUCCAAAGUCGCCACUCGCAGGGUCUCCCAGCUCUAGCGCACCUACCGCCGUCCCUGCCGCAAAGCCUGCAGCAGUGCGCAAGACGACCGGCGGUGCCGCGCCGAAGAAGAACAUCUUGGGCGCAAAGAAGAAGGGCCUCGGUGCGAAGAAGGUGGUGGCCGACAGCGGGUUGGACUUUGAGGAAGCUGAGCGAAAGGCUCGCGAAGAAGCUGAGCGCAUUGAGAAGUUGGGCUACGAUCCCGAUGCCGAGGCUGCUGAAGCUGCCUCUACAAAGACCAAGGCUUCUGAAGCAUCCACCAUCAUAUCGCCGACACCCAUUUCCCCACCGCGAGGCGGCUUUGGUUCCACAUCCAAGCCUGAGCGUUCCAGUCAGGAUUUGGAGAGACUAGGCAUGGGCGUUGGACGCCUUGGAUUUGGCCAGAUUGGGGCAGGAAAGAAACCUGCCGCACCACAAAAGAAGAUGGGAGGAUUCGGAAGCGUGAGCAAGCCAGUUGAGGAUGACAGCGAGAAAUAUGCGCGAGAGAGGUUCGGUACACAGAAGAGUAUCGGAAGUGAUGAGUUCUUUGGACGAAACGCGUUCGAUCCUUCCGCAACUGCGCAGGCCAAGGAGCGAUUGUCAGGCUUCGAAGGCGCCACAGCCAUCUCAUCCAACGCAUACUUUGGCCGACCAGAAGAAGAUGGCGCAGACGAAGACUACGGUGAUCUGGAGUCUGCUGCAAAGGACUUUGUUCGCAAAUUCGGUCUCACUGCUGGUGAUGACCUUGAGAACCUAUCCAACAUGCUUGGAGAAGGCGCCUCUAGACUGCAAGGUGCCGUCCGAGCCUACCUCAACUCGUAG
Messenger RNA from Plenodomus lingam JN3, 3288 nucleotides. NCBI's taxonomy places the organism in Eukaryota, Fungi, Ascomycota, Dothideomycetes, Pleosporales, Leptosphaeriaceae. The record is from RefSeq and is a predicted model, not a curated record.